ACAGACAUUUACCCACGUAGGCCAGGAGAGCGCUAACCACGGUCCUGUGACUCCACGCAGGUUCCUGGGACACGCCUUUUACAUUGUUACUGAACCGAUCAGCGAACACGGACAAACCUGCCAACACUUAAGUCUACUCGCUGGAUUUCAUCUCCAUGGCAACAAGCAUGGAAGGCCAAGAGGUGACUCCAGCAGGAAUUCUGAAGAGCCAUAAUGAUGUGACAGUGAAUAAUGAGUAGUACCUACUGUGGCAACUCUUCAGCUAAGAUGAGUGUCAACGAAGUAUCAGCUUUUUCAUUGACUCUGGAGCAAAAAACUGGCUUUGCUUUUGUUGGGAUUUUGUGUAUCUUCUUGGGGCUUCUUAUUAUCAGAUGCUUCAAAAUCCUGUUAGACCCGUAUAGUAGCAUGCCCUCCUCUACAUGGGAAGAUGAAGUUGAAGAGUUUGAUAAAGGGACAUUUGAAUAUGCACUUGCGUGAGAAUUCUACCUUUAGGGUUUUUAGGGUUAUGCCACUGGGACACAUGGAAUAUACAACUGUAAUUUCCUUGAACAUACUGGAAGAGUCUCAUUUCAUUCAGUAAAUUCAAUAAACAUGUGUAGUU
This is a messenger RNA of Odobenus rosmarus divergens (Pacific walrus), 601 nucleotides long. It is a transcript of the gene CTXN2, whose product is annotated as cortexin 2. Bases 232 to 477 code for a protein of 81 amino acids. The record is from RefSeq and is a predicted model, not a curated record. Lineage: Eukaryota; Metazoa; Chordata; Mammalia; Carnivora; Odobenidae. The transcript has 2 exons.